GGAGGCGGGAGUGGGACAUCAGAAUUGUUGAUGCUCACUCACCCAUAAAACAUGAUUAGUAUUCAAAAAAAAAAAAAAAGAUUUGAUUAGAAAUGAAAACAAUGAUUAAAGAUUUUAUCAUAAACUGAUACCCUUGGUUGGUGCCUGGGUCUUGGUCUUGAUAUUUUAAGUUAGUUAAUACCACCCUACUACUAUGGUGAAGAGCUCUUGGGAGGGUUUUAGGGGAUCUUGGUGUGCCUCCAAUUUACCUUGAUGCUUAAGUUUUUCAAAAUCGCAAUCGAAGAUUAACCCAACUAGGGUCCCAAGCUAAGGUCAAAAUGUUAUUUUUCCAACAUUAUGAUCAGGGAAUACUGUGAAAGUUACAAGGGAAACAAAGUGUAAAGAAACCAGCUUUACCAGGUCUGCUUUAAAACUUUGCAGUUGACAUGAUAGGGCACAUUUCAUUCUUGUUCCUUCGGUAGUAAAUCUCUGAUCUUGGCUCCAACUAAAUAAGUACCCGUGAAAUUAAAUCAAUGAAAAAUUUCAUCAACAGUUGUAAAGCGUGCAUUAACUAGAAUUUCUUCUAUGAAUUUCAUAAUUAAUGGCAAUCAAUGGACUUCAUACACACUCUUAGAUAACCCAGAAAGGGCCCCUUCUGCUAACUUUGGACUUUGAUAAUGGUGACAAAAGAACCCUAGUAAUGAUGAAGAUGAACUCCGCCGCUCCAGAAAAAGGGUCGUUUUCCUAUUUAUGUAUAAAGCACAUACGUGCGGAAAAGAAAUUUAAAGCAGCAAUGGAGUUAGUGAUGACAAAAAAUGAUCAUUGGGUUUUAAUUGGCAUAUAGAAUUUGUACACAUCCCCCAUUCCCACAAUAAAAAGAAUCAUGCACCCUACUUUUUCGUCCUUGUUAAAUGCGUACUGUGCUGUUGUACCUCCUCUUCAUCACCAUCGUCUUAUUCUAGCUUUCUUUGCUAAACUAGAUUCUCCAUUGGUAGCCGAGCUUGAAAAUGAGCUCUUGUAGUUUGAAAUGCUCGACGAAUCGACAUGGGUUGGAGAACAUAGACGAAAAUGGUGGCACCAGUAUUGGAGCGGCGGGUUUAUGUGCCCCGCCACCUGAAACUCCGACGGAGUCCAUGGAGUUUCUGGCGAGAUCAUGGAGCCUCUCGGCCAUGGAGAUCUCCAAAGCUCUUUCCCACUCACAUGUUGCUUCUAAGAGUCUUGAGAAUAAGUCAGCAUUCUCUUAUGAUGGUAUUGCUGAAACUCGCCAUUCAAGUUCCAUGCGUUUGAGCGAAUCAUCUCUGCCUGGUGGACUUAGCCCUCCGAUUUCGCCAAGAAACAGUGAUGAAAUGAAGGAGUUGUUUUUACUACAUCAUGCACUUCAUCCAGAGUUCCUUUCCAGUCAACAUCAAUUGAUCAAUAAUGGGCUAUACAAGAGCAUGUUGAGAGGUAAAACAAUGGGGAGAUGGUUAAAAGAUCAAAAGGAGAGAAAGAAGCAAGAAAUGAGAAGCCAAAAUGCCCAGUUGCACGCGGCAGUUUCUGUGGCUGGAGUUGCUGCUGCUGUAGCAGCACUCGCAGCUUCAGCUGCAUUGCCUGAAACUGAAACAUCAGCUGCCAGUGCCCACCACAAAGCAGCAGUAUCCGAGAGGACUGAAAUUUCGACUGCACUAGCAUCUGCAGCAGCUCUGGUAGCUUCACGCUGCAUCGAGAUUGCAGAGGAGAUGGGAGCUGAUCACGACCAUAUUCUAUCAGUUGUCAGUUCUGCAGUUAACGCGAGGACUAAUGGAGACAUCAUGACCUUAACAGCUGGAGCUGCCACAGCUUUACGAGGAGCUGCUACACUUAAGGUAAGGCUACAAAAGGAGUAUGGAGGCACCACUUUUGCACUGGCUGAGGAAAAAUGUGAUGGAAAAGAAUCAAACUCAGCAUUGAACUUUGUCUCAAAAGGAGGGGAACUUCUGAAACGCACAAGGAAAGGUGAUCUCCACUGGAAACAAGUUUCUUUCAACACCAACUCAAAUGGGCAGGUUGUAGCCAAAAUGAAAAGCAAACACAUGGCGGGAACAUUUACAAAGAAGAAGACAUGUGUAGUCUCUGAAGUCUACUGUGACAUAGCAGCGUGGCCAGGAAGGGAGAGGGAAGAUUGCAGCAAACCAAGGGCAUACUUUGGCAUCAAAACAGCUGACAGGACAAUAGAAUUUGAAUGCAGAAGUAAAAGGGAUAAGCAUAUGUGGACUGAGGGGAUUCAGAAUAUGUUGAAUUUCAUACCAACAUAACAUGAUUCUAUGAAACGUUACAAUUUGGAUUGAU
Rosa chinensis is the source of this 2286-nucleotide messenger RNA. Its product is annotated as VAN3-binding protein. The coding region runs from base 987 to 2252 and encodes 421 amino acids. The transcript is spliced from 9 exons. NCBI's taxonomy places the organism in Eukaryota, Viridiplantae, Streptophyta, Magnoliopsida, Rosales, Rosaceae. The record is from RefSeq and is a predicted model, not a curated record.